AUGCCAGCAGGAUCAAACGUGGAUAAAUCGAAGUUCUGCCGAUUCCACAAAGGUCACAGGCACAACACUGAAGACUGCAUCCACCUGAAGGACGCAAUAGAGAUAUUAAUUCGGGAGGGACACCUGAAACAAUACGCGAAGAAGCAAGAGGCUGCCAAAGAGGCUAAACCGAUCACCGAGGAAAAGCCGGCGGAGGACACGCCCGCCAUGCAAGUGGCCAUGAGCGUCACCAGGCCUGAAGAUUUUUACCUCCCUGAUUGGGCCAAGUUAGCAACCACCCCGUCCCCUCACAGCUCUUGGGAAAUGUUCCCGUCUGCCACGGUCAUAUCCGGCGGGGGAUUCAGCAAGCUCACCGUCGGAUCAGUAAUACGCAAAUUCGACGAGCUGAUCUCAGCCAGUGCAAACAAAACCUCUACUCUCGACCACGCCAAAGGCAGCCCAUCCUCCAUAUCCUUCUACAAAGAAGAGUUGCCCGGAGGAGCACCCAACGCAACCAUUCCCCUUCUCAUCCGGGCUCGGAUGGCCAACUUUGAUAUGCGAUGCAUAUUGGUCGACCAAGGAAGUUCAGUGGACAUCAUGUACUCCCAACUGUUCAAAACACUGCAACUUAAUGACAAUCACCUCACCCCGUACGUUGGAUCAGACCUGUAA
Vicia villosa (hairy vetch) is the source of this 651-nucleotide messenger RNA. RefSeq lists its product as uncharacterized. NCBI's taxonomy places the organism in Eukaryota, Viridiplantae, Streptophyta, Magnoliopsida, Fabales, Fabaceae. The record is from RefSeq and is a predicted model, not a curated record. The transcript has a single exon. Bases 1 to 651 code for a protein of 216 amino acids.